Perognathus longimembris pacificus (Pacific pocket mouse) is the source of this 995-nucleotide messenger RNA. It is a transcript of the gene Zcchc9, whose product is annotated as zinc finger CCHC-type containing 9. The record is from RefSeq and is a predicted model, not a curated record. Lineage: Eukaryota; Metazoa; Chordata; Mammalia; Rodentia; Heteromyidae. Gene Ontology annotation, molecular function: nucleic acid binding; zinc ion binding. The coding region runs from base 158 to 973 and encodes 271 amino acids. The transcript is spliced from 6 exons.
CCUCCGGAGGGGAGGCGGGGCUGCUCUGUUGCGUGGACUCGGCUGCUCCGGAGGCUGCACGCGCGGUGAGGAGCCGAGGGAGGUGGACGGCAGGGCUCCCGGGGACCCUCGGUGCUGUGAGGCCCGCUCGGAUAAUUAAGGAACCUCUGAUGACAUCAUGACCAGGUGGGCAAGAGUUAGUACCACCCAUAAUAAGAGGCCCUUGUCUGCAACAUCAUGGGAGGACAUGAAGAAAGGAUCCUUAGAAGGAAGGAGCCAGAACCUUCCAAAACAUCAACAACUUGAAGCCAGUAGGUUGUCCCUUAAGAAUGAUGCACACCAGGCCAAGCAUAAAAAGAACAAAAAGAAAAAGGAGUACUUAAAUGAAGAUGUGAAUGGGUUCAUGGAAUACCUAAGACAGAACUCCCAGAUGGUUCACAAUGGAGAGAUAAUAGCAACAAACAGCCAGGAAGUAAGAGAAGAAAUUGCAGUUGCUUUAAAGAAAGACAGUCGGCGGGAAGGAAGACGAUUAAAAAGACAAGCAGCAAAGAAAAAUGCAAUGGUAUGCUUCCAUUGUAGGAAACCUGGCCAUGGAGUUGCAGAUUGCCCAGCUGCCCUUGAAAAUCAAGAUAUGGGCACUGGAAUAUGCUAUCGGUGUGGGUCCACAGAACAUGAAAUAACCAAGUGCAGAGCUAAAGUUGACCCCGCUCUGGGCGAGUUUCCAUUUGCAAAAUGUUUUGUUUGUGGAGAGAUGGGGCACCUGUCCAGAUCCUGUCCUGAUAAUCCCAAAGGAGUCUAUGCUGAUGGUGGUGGUUGCAAACUCUGUGGCUCUGUGGAACAUUUUAAGAAAGAUUGCCCUGAGAGUCAGAAUCCAGAUCGAGUGGUUACAGUUGGUCGCUGGGCAAAGGGGAUGAGUGCAGACUAUGAAGAAAUAUUGGAUGUCCCUAAACCACAGAAACCUAAAACAAAAAUACCAAAAGUCGUUAACUUUUAAUAAAGAUUACUACUGUUGUUAA